This is a messenger RNA of Porites evermanni, 1540 nucleotides long. Lineage: Eukaryota; Metazoa; Cnidaria; Anthozoa; Scleractinia; Poritidae. The record is from the annotation of a GenBank genome assembly.
GCCGGCGCAGCAAAGACAGCAAAGAGAUCCAGGUCUUCGAGAAAAGGCAAAAGGCCGUUAUCUUCAUGUGCUGUUCCCGCUCCAAAACAACCGAAACUGUUGAAAGAGGAAGGUAAAGUUCGUUUCUGGGUUAUUUAGAGGAGGGUUAGGAUGGUCUUGUGUCAUCGGUCUCGUUUUUCUAAAAUGCGGCUUCACAAGUUGUAUAGCUUACGAAAUAAGAGUGUGAUAGUACUUCCCGCCGGCUCAACUUGGCUCAUCCCCAUUAUUCUCGCAGCCCUAUCGCCUAAACAGAAGCACUCCUGAAAUAAAGCGUUUCUCUGGGUUACUUUCCUCUGCUGCACAGGGCAGUGGCUUUAUUAUUGGGUCCCCUUUUUCUAGUUUGACAUCACGAGGCUAUAGUUUUGUGGACUCGGUUGCACUUGGAGGAAAUCGUGAGAUUGUCAUGUCCGACACAUUCUCCAAACUUUCAGCGUGCUUCGACUAUGAUAUGAGGUGCAAGUGGAACGAGGCCAAAUUAAGGCUGAGACCCUGGUUAUGCUUUUAUCACGUUACCCUCACUGUAAGAAACUAACUAUUUAGCGGUAGCCUCUAAUCCAUCAGAUCAGCUUCCCACGCAGACCUUCUCAGGGCUUCGUCACACCCUAGGAAAGUCUGCGUGAGAGGCUAGGCUGCUAAAAUCGAACCACAUUCCUUACCCUUUGUAUUUGCGGUGUAAUGAACAAAGCAAUCAUUGGUCAGAAAAUUCAAAAUGACCUUAUCUUAACUCUGUUUUGGAACGCAAAUGGUUCGUACCUUUUUUUGUAAGAAAUGAACCUUAGAAGAGAAAUGUUUUUUGAGAGAGUGUAUGUCACACAGUUUUCACAGUCUUAAAAAUGUAAGCGUUGAUAUUAUUUUCUUUUUCGCCAAAUGUUACCAUUGUCUCGGUGAAGCUUAUUGUGUCACCGAAGGUGUUUUAAUUUAUGUCAUCGAAACUAUUUACUUGUCUAGACAGUAACAUACUUACCUGUAAACUAGUUAUAGCUAUCGCUAAGUGCCAACGAGCAAAGAUUUUACCUAUACGUGAGCGCUGUUGAAUUUGUUUAGAAAUGUCGUGAAACGCUUAACUCGAUUACAUUGAAAAUAGUGCAAACUUAAAGCAAGGGUUACACAUACACCAACCCACGGCCGGUCCAAUACCUCACGUAUGCGCACAGCCAUAUCACGCGGGCAGUGGCAGCCACAGGCAGCUGUUUCGCCCUUAUUGGGACCCACCAGUGCGGCAAAGCCGUUGGUUAAUGAACGGGGAAAACCCGCAUCUCAAAAACCUCUCAAAGAUGAGUGCAAAGCAGUCUGUCAAGCACCAGCUCCACACGGUACAUAUGGGAGCUGUUGGCUAGCAACCGCACAGCAGUUCUACCACGACAUGGGCGGGGAAGGGGGAUCACGAGUAAAGCAAGGGGGACACAUACACCAACCCACGGCCUGGCCAUUACCUCACGCAUGCGCACAGCCAUACCACACGGGCAGUGGCAGCCAUGGACAGCUGUUUCGCUCUUACUAA